CAAGCACUCUUCGAGAAGUACUCGGCAACCAACUUCAACUCAUACAACGAAGAAGACCUACAAGCCCGAUCUUGGCCGCCUAAUGACGAACAAACAAACUUUCAAGAUGAGCUAGUAGCGAAUCGAGCGUCUUGGAAAGUGCUUGGUGAAGGUUGGGAAGGCAAGGUAUUCGCCUAUGAAGAGUGGGUUAUCAAGACAUUUACGCCAGGGCGGAGUCCGUUCCGGAAUUGCGCGCCCGACGCGUCUAAAUGGCCCACGGAGAUACCCGCAUCACUCCAGUUUGGAGGUUCAGUUGAUGACUACGGAAAUGCGACACAUAACGGCUUCCUUCCUGUGAAGGCACAUUUCAUGGCUUCCACGGCGCCUGGUGAGCUGGCAGAAUGGCACCUUGUUACUCCUCUGUUGAGAGGCGGUAAUCUUGCCUCGCUCUCCAAGAAGCUUUCCUUGGACGAACAACCAAUGUCCUACGAGCAGAUUGAUGCAAUCUAUCGACCGGCCUUCAACGAAUUACUGAAGGACGUGGGCAUCCUUCACGAUGCAGGCUACUGCCACGACGAUGUCAAGCCUGGGAACGUGUUCAUCCAAGACGAGUCACAUUGGGCGGUAGGGGACUUGGGCAACGUACGAGAGGUAGAACACCCCUAUCAUUCGUCACGCAUUUGGAGAGACAAUGGCCAGCUAGAAGAUUGCCGUGCGAACGAUGUGGUACGAGCUUUGCAGUCGUACCUGAAGUUUGUUCAGUCUUCUGCUGCUGACGAGGAUGGUUUUAAUGCAGCCUUGUACGAAGGCCAGACACCCUUGAGCAGACUUUUUUGGUGGAUGCUUGCGGAUGCGCCGUACAUGAGUACAGAGAAACUUGGUCAACAAUCUCUUGCAGAGCACCCCGAAGCAGCGUAUGAGCCUGAGGUUGGUGAUAGGUAUCCCAAACCGGCUCGGCCUUAUACUUUUCUGGACUUGUUCUCCAAGCGUCGAGCUCUGAAGAGGGCGGUCGAUCUGGCACUUAGUACACGGAUUGAUGAAAAGCGCGCAAGGCUGUGGGGUAUGGUUUGGCUGUUCGGUGUACCCGAGUCAAAGAAUCCGGCGAUGAUCAAGGGCAACAGUAGCGACCACCACGAUACUUGCAAGGAUGGCAGCAACGACAUUUGGGGCAAAGACCGGCCGCGCGACAUCCACCUCCAGAUCUCCAUCUCCUUCGCGCUUGGCAUAGGUGCAUUUCUGACCUUCUGCUUCCUCCGCCCACGAUGGAAAGGCCUCUAUGCUGCACGCAAGAAGCAGAACGACCUUGCGACCUCGCUGCCCGAGCUUCCGGACAGCCUUUUCGGCUGGAUCAUACCACUAUGGAACAUCACCGACGAACAGGUGCUGGCAUCGGCCGGCCUCGACGCCUAUGUAUACCUUGCCUUCUUCAAGAUGGCUAUCAAGUUUCUGCUUGUUACGCUGUUCUUCGCCCUGGCCGUCAUCAAGCCGGUGCAUGACACACAUCAAGAAAAGGAGGGAAAGAAAGCCCCGAUCCACGAAGAACCCAGCUGGGACCAUCUUGAGACACGAAGUACCAUUUCUACGUUCGCGGCCGAAUACGAACAAUACACCGACUACCUGUGGAUGUAUCUCGUCUUUGUCUACCUCUUCACCGCCCUCAUACUAUACUUGAUUGUCUCGGAGACGAGGAGGAUUAUCGAUAUCCGGCAAGAGUACUUGGGAAGCCAGACAACCAUCACCGACCGAACCAUCCGAUUAUCGGGUAUUCCAGUUGACCUUAGGUCCGAGGACAAGAUCAAGAACUUCAUCAUGGACCUUGGCAUCGGCAAGGUUGAGAGUGUGACUCUCUGCAAGGACUGGAAAGAGCUCGACAGCAAAGUCAUCGAGAGGCAGGCCAUCUUGCGGAAGCUCGAGGAAGCUUGGACUGUCCAUCUUGGAAGCCGCCAAGUGGAACGAAGCUUGGAGACUCUCCCAAUUGUUCAGCCACGUCCGCCACAAUCUUCCGAAAGCAGCGGGAACGACGAGAGUGAGACAAGUCAUUUCCUAAGCGACGCAGAUCGGGAUCCUGACUACAUCACUCCCUACCCCCAGCAGCGCCCGACAGCCAAGAUCUGGUACGGCCGCUUCAAGCUACGGUACAAGAGAGUAGAUGCCAUUGACUAUUAUGAGGAGAAGCUGCGUAGGAUUGACGACGAGAUCCGCACGCUGCGCAAGAAAGACUUUGAACCGACCCCGCUGGCAUUUGUGACCAUGGAUAGCGUUGCAAGUGCGCAAAUGGCCAUUCAAGCUGUGCUUGACCCUUCCCCACUGCAACUCCUAGCCCAUAACAGUCCAGCACCACAGGAUGUGGUCUGGUCAAAUACUUACCUGUCUCGCCGUCAAAGAAUGUUUCGAUCUUGGUCAAUCACCGUCGCGAUUGGUAUCUUGAGUGUCUUCUGGACAGUCCUGCUAGUGCCCAUUGCUGGUGCUCUCAACACGUGCUCCAUCCAAGAGGUUUUCCCGGGCCUGGCACAUGUACUGCACGAAAACGAGUUUGUAGAAUCUCUUGUCAACACCCAGCUUCCCACAUUGGCACUUACUCUGAUCAAUGUAGCUGUGCCUUUCUUGUACGACUGGCUCGCCAAUAAACAAGGGAUGAUCUCACAAGGCGAUGUUGAGUUGUCAGUCAUUUCGAAGAACUUCUUCUUCGUUUUCUUCAACUUCUUCAUCCUCUUCACCAUACUAGGAACUGCUUCCAAUUUUCUGACGAUGCUUGAGCGCUUCGCCGAGAAGCUCACCAGCGCCACACAGAUCGCAUACGCCUUGGCAACAUCGCUCUCGAAUUUACUGGGCUUCUACACCAACUUCAUCAUCCUUCAAGCAUUCGGACUGUUCCCGUUCCGACUUAUGGAGUUCGGAGCCCUAUCUCUGUAUCCGGUUUAUCUCAUUGGGGCUAAGACCCCCCGAGAUUAUGCUGAAUUGGUACAGCCGCCAGUCUUCAGUUAUGGGUUCUUCCUACCACAAACCAUCCUCAUUUUCAUCAUCUGCAUGGUCUACAGUGUGUUGAGAGACUCAUGGCAAGUUCUGCUUGUCGGUGUGGCCUAUUUCAUGAUCGGCCACUUCGUUCACAAGUAUCAACUCUUGUAUGCCAUGGAACACCGUCAGCACUCAACUGGCAAGGGUUGGACGAUGAUGUGUGACCGCGUCAUUGUUGGUGUCGUACUGUUCCAAGUUACUGUCGCUGGCCAAUUGGCUCUCAAGAAGGCGUUCAAGCGGGCCGUUAUGGUAGCGCCGCUGGUCGUUUGUACUCUAUGGUUCCUUGUUGUAUUUGCGCGCACUUAUCGACCACUGAUGAAAUUCAUCGCCCUAAGAAGCUUGCGGAGUCCAGAACAAUCGGAUCUUGGACGCGACGUUCAGGAAGAAGCUGUUGCGUAUGGUCAGGCUGGACGGAGAACUGUGGGUAGACUUACAGUAGACGAGGCCCGAGAACGGGGCCUGCGCUUCGAGAACCCCAGUCUCAUUAUGCCUCUGGAUGAUGUAUGGCUACUGAACAGACAUGGUAGACCUCAAAACGGAUCACACGGAUCUGGAUCUAAUGAUGCCAACGGUGCCAACGGUGCCAACGGUGCCAACGGCAGCUGGGAUUAUGAGCUUACAACACUGACACCUCACAUUCUUUACUCACUCACCACAACCACCCAAACCUUGUGGGACAUCUUAUCCAUACUACUUUUCGUAUUCUUUUGUCACACAAAGGCGGUAAUAUUCUCGACGUGGCUAGUGUUUGUCUCACUUCCCGUCCGACCAGCCUCAGCGGUAACUUACCUCAGACCGGCGGUGCACCUCCACCUUGGGGGUGCUUCAACCACGUCUUCCCAGAUAUACCUAUCGCGUGGUGUAGCCGGAACCAAGUCUGAGCCAGCGCUUCCUAUUCUUAACAUCCAGGCGGCCUCAUUCGUCGAAUCUUCGACCACGCAACGACUGUCUCUCACUCCGUCCUGUACUUGCCACGAAAGAAUGUCCCACAUGCAGGACCACGCGAAGAAAACUCCACUGUUGGGAGGAUCAAGCCGAUCACCAACAACUUCACAGCACGAAGACUCCUCGAAUACUACAAGUGACGUGCAACCACCAGCUACAAGACGCUCCGAAGUUCUCCGCCAUGUCUUUCCUCGACCUUCAAGAAGUCGCGAUCCUCACAACCAUAAGAACAUGCCUCGUGUCGCCAAAGCCGAUUGUCCCAACACUGCCCUCGUGUCUCGGCUACAGUCCAGGCCACGUGUUGCUUUUCACAGAUACAUUACAUCCUUUUUCGGUGGUGCCCACGAUCGUAAUUUAGUCGCAGACCUUCCCAAGACAAGAUCGCGGUCAUCCAGCUUUGGUUCUAGGCCGGGGUCCUCCAUAUAUGGCUCAGUACCUAGCCUGGAUGUCAUCUCACCUACUGCCUUCAUGUUCAGUGGACCAAGUCUCCGGUCUGCAGGAUCUCAUAGCGACUCGCUGUCCCGCCUUCCAAGUCUCGCGGAGACAAAUAGCGAUGUACAAUUAAUACGUCGGGCACGAACCGACUCUUUUUCAAUGCUCGACAGUAGCAGUGUUACUGAGGAUGCAAUAUUGGAGCCUGGUGUCGACGAAGGCAUUACCCGCACUGUAAACGACGUUCUGCUUGGUAUUCGCACGCCGACAGAAAGGGACGAAAGCUCAUCAAUCGUUACACUCGGGGAUAGCUCAUCAGUCUUUAGUGACACACAAGAGCACGUCGUUCGCAAUCGUCUUCAUUCCGCCAGAAAUAACCCCACUUCUCCCGUGUGUACUUUUGCUGCACUCGUCUCACCAUAUUUGGAUACGGCCACUUGGAGCGCGUUACGCCUGACAAAUCGUGCCUGGUACCUUGCUUUGAGCGUUGCAGCACCACCGACGUUUCCGAGCUCGUACCACCUUCCGGUGGAAAUACUUCACCACGUAUACGAUUACCUUAGUCCAAAGGACUUCAAUGCCGUACGCCAUACUUGUCAGCACUGGAUGCGGGCAAGUCUUGAUAAGAAACUGCUGACUACGAUGCUAAGAAGAGGUGGCUGGCUGAGUGGCGCUGAGGAUACCAACUGUAGAGCCCGCAGUGUUUCUUCUCAUCCCAUCGCAGACACUGUUUCGCAAAGCAAGGAAUGGUUACUCAAUCGGCACCUUUCUCGGCAGUGUGCGUUGUCAUCUGGGUGGACCGGAAACGGACUAGACACCAGAGUCGCCAUUACAGAAAGAUCCGAAGUCGACUUUUCUGAGCUAGCCAACGGACAUGCAGGUGGUUUGGUAUUUGCCACAAGUCUCUGCAGCAGAUUCGUGUGCGUAGCACGAGAGACUCUAAUCUACAUCUACAACCUAGAUAAUGGCGUUCCUGUCCCUAUCACGAGUGUCAUCUGUCCAAGAAGGGUCUUAGAGGUAAGCAUGGACGUCUCUUCCGGCCAGCACUCAAUCGCGGCCCUCCUCGAAGGACGCAUGGGUCUUGUUUGCGAGCUCCAUUAUGGUCGCACAAUUAGAGGCAACGAUCCUGUUGAGGUUCACGUUGACGUUGGUGGCCAAGAGAAGGGCACCGCAUCAGCAUCUAUUCAGACCAGCUGUGUCAACGACUAUGAGACCGGUUUGAACCUUCAAGGACGCAGCAUAGCUCGCGACCACCUGUACUUUCUUUCACCAAGACCAGGCUUUGAAUCGGCCAAGAAGCUGCGUCUCAUAUCUAGUGCAGCUCAUCCAGAAGACCGGCCCGCCAUUAGCCGUAAAUUCUUUGGUCGCCUUACUAUGAGCGCUUUCUGGGGUUCAUUUGGGUUUGAAUCUGCGUCGAACCAACCAGGAUCGCCGAACUGCGAUCACUAUCAUGCUGUUCCCUUGAGCGACGGAUACCACAUUCUGUUCAUCGACCCAGCCAACGGCCUACUAACAUUAGGCUGCGACGCACCGCUUGGUGGACCUACGAAACUCCUUCGCAAGAUCACAUUCAUCUCACCGGAAAAGUAUAUGUUACCAAGGCUGUACAUCGCGGCUGCGGACUUGUCUCAGGGUGUUCGCGUCGUUGUGACUUACGGCGAAACCCUCGUGUUGUAUAGCGUCCCCCCGGAUGUCAUUCAACUAUCACAGAUGGAGCAAAAUGUUAAGAGCUGGAAGUCUUACACUGCCUCUACGAAUCUAACAUUGAGGCACCAGAGGGAUCAUUGGCUCAACUAG
This is a messenger RNA of Alternaria burnsii, 6168 nucleotides long. Its product is annotated as duf-domain-containing protein. The annotation marks the transcript as partial. NCBI's taxonomy places the organism in Eukaryota, Fungi, Ascomycota, Dothideomycetes, Pleosporales, Pleosporaceae. Gene Ontology annotation, cellular component: plasma membrane. The record is from RefSeq and is a predicted model, not a curated record. The transcript is spliced from 7 exons. Gene Ontology annotation, biological process: protein phosphorylation. Gene Ontology annotation, molecular function: protein kinase activity; protein binding; ATP binding.